AUGGACAGCGCGUUCAGCUUCCUCCCUUUAUGGGACGAUCCGGCGAUUAUCUAUAAGCCCGAGGAGGCUCUCAACGCCCUACAUGCCAAGAUCCUGAGCAUCAUCUUAAAGAAGGUCGAUUUACCCAAAGAAGGGGAGAAAUUCUACCCCCAAGAUGUUCUUCGCUCUGUUUUCUUUGUCAUUAACCAAAUAAUGACUGAUCUAUCCAUCGAUAAUGAGCUCCUCAACGGCAUCCGAGCUACUCAUAUCAGACUAGCUUUGUAUGGCUCGCCACUCAAGAUCAUUGAUGCUGUCCUUGUGAGAUGGUAUACCGAAGCUGCCGUUGUCCUCUACUCCCAUCAGACUGCUCGCUCGCCAGAUAUCGCUGGCAUGCAACGUGGGUGGACCCCCGGGUACCGGCGCAAUCACCAUUCAAUCGCCAACUUAGGCUUCAUGACGAUUCUUAGGGGCAUCGAGGUGUGGGCUCAUCCUAAGCACCCUAAGCUUCAGGCUGCCAGCCUCAUUUCCAAGGCCACCCUCGCGAUCCUUUACGCCACCUAUACUAUCGGGCCUCAUCUUAACGGCUUCGCGUUCAACUACCUUAGCGAGAUGCCUGUCUCUAAGUCGCGAGAGCUCUUCCUGAAGGUUUUUGUCUCCAUUUCCGGCAACGUAUACAAUGACGACGAGGCCUUUGCGACGCCCCCAGCCUUUGAAUUCGGUGCGGCUCGGGGCAACGUACGGAUCUGUCAGCAAGGGAAGAAGCUCCUCGUCAGAUCUCUGAGUGAGCAGUUCUACCGCGAGGCCCCUAACUGGCACCCGUAUCGACGAGUCCCCGGGUCUCCAUGGAACAAUUUUAUCAGAAACACGGAAUUGCCUGUCUUCUCGACCGACGAAAAUCAUGUGCCUCACACGAAGAUCAAGUUCAUUCUGCCGUACAACGCGAUCGUUCUCGCCGAUCAGUUCAAGGCAAAGUACGAUUGGGCCCGCGCUCUCCUCCAGUCCAAAAACCGACUUCCUCAGGUCUCCGAGGCGUCAAAACUGUUGCAGCUCAAGUGGUUUGCUCAACAUUCCGGGCGACGAUAUGCCAACAACGCCCCUGGUAUGCACACAGCUGAGUCUUUUAUGAGCGUUGGGAACGACUUCCUCUACCAUACGCCUGCAGUUCAAAAGCCCCGCGCAGACGCGAGUGGAUUUCUGACUCUCCCCUUCAUGUCGACUGCGGUUUAUGCAAUUGGGCGUCACGGUGAUCCCAUAGACACUCCUAUUCAAAGCUUUCUGGUUUUGGCCUUCAAUCAAGAGCUACCGGAUGAAGUGGCCAAUUAA
Fusarium musae is the source of this 1302-nucleotide messenger RNA. RefSeq lists its product as uncharacterized. Bases 1 to 1302 code for a protein of 433 amino acids. Lineage: Eukaryota; Fungi; Ascomycota; Sordariomycetes; Hypocreales; Nectriaceae. The transcript is spliced from 2 exons. The record is from RefSeq and is a predicted model, not a curated record.